This is a messenger RNA of Drosophila grimshawi, 2379 nucleotides long. RefSeq names its product spermine oxidase. The coding region runs from base 472 to 1998 and encodes 508 amino acids. Gene Ontology annotation, molecular function: polyamine oxidase activity. The record is from RefSeq and is a predicted model, not a curated record. NCBI's taxonomy places the organism in Eukaryota, Metazoa, Arthropoda, Insecta, Diptera, Drosophilidae. The transcript has 3 exons.
AUAUAAUAUAAAUGCUUCCGAUAGGUUUUUGACAACUUUCAAACGUUCACAGUAUCCAGGGAAUUAUUUAUUAUUCAAAAAUAUGUUCCAAAAUUCAAAAUGAUUUUAUAAAUUUUACAAAUCUUGACAACUGAAAUAAGUCCAAUAAAUAACUAUGGUUUAUGAAUUUCCUUGAGUACUUGGACAAUAAAUUCAUCAACAUCAUUAUAGGAUUGACUAAAGAAUUCUUUAUAGGAUUCGCUAAUUCAGUAUAAAGUUUCAAAAGAAUUGAGAAUUUCCUGACUACUAUACUUAACCAUAUAAAGACUAUUGUACACAUUCUUCCAUUUCUAUGUGUAAAUGCUAAAUCCGUUCAUCGUCCAUCAUCAAAAGAUUUACUUAAAAAAUUAAAGGAAAGUAAGCUGAGUAAACUGAAAAUUACAAAAAGAUUUGAAAGUAUCGUUAAUUCUUCAGUUAAUUAAGUUAAGAUCUAUGGGAAACUGCUGUUCGAGAAAACGCAAUAGUUACCAUGCAUCCGACGGGAUCCGUACGGAUCCCAAGAGACUUGGUCAGUUCUUAGAGAAUCAACCCAAUUUACUCAUACUGGGAGCUGGCGCCGCUGGCCUCGCCUGUGCCGUGGAGCUGAAGAACAAUGGCUUCCAGAAUGUGCGUCUUGUGGAGAUGUCCGAUCGCAUUGGUGGCCGCAUACGGACAAUGAAGUUUGCCGAUAACUAUGUCGAUUUGGGUGCUCAAUGGGUGCACGGCCAGCAAAAUAAUGUCGUCUAUGAGAUGGUCGGGAAGCACAAUUUGUUGGAAUCGACGGACGGAAUGUUUCUCCACGUCGAUUGGAUACGCUCCAAUGGUGAGCGCAUAUCGCGUCCGCUGGCCAAGAAGCUGGUGAACAUCUUGUCGGAAAUAUUCACUAAACGACGCGAAGAGCUCGUCAAUCGCGAGGGCACCUAUGGCGAGUAUCUGAUGGAGAAGUUUAACGAGGAGCUCUCGAAACCCUGUUUCAGGCACAUCGAUCACGAACUUGCCGCCGAGUUUCUGCGUACCUUCAAGAAAAUGGAGGGCGGCACCGUUGAUACGGAUAUGAGCGCCGCCGGGUAUGGGACAUACAGUCCAUGUCCAGGUGACUGUUAUCUCAAUUGGCGGGACAAGGGAUUCCGACAGUUUCUGCGCGUGCUCUGCAAUGGCGACGAGAUGAAUCUGCUGGGUGAGCUGAAGGAUUGCAUCGAUCUGAACACGCGAGUGCUGCGAAUCGAAUGGGAUCGCCUCGAUGGUAGUGUGCUGGUGUCCUGCGAAAAUGACAAAAGCUAUCUGGCAGAUCAUGUGAUUGUCACCGUCUCGCUGGGAGUGCUCAAGAAAAAUGCGAAAUUCUUUCACCCCAAUCUGCCGCAGACGAAGCGCAAGGCAAUUAAUUUUUUGGGUUUCGCUCACAUUUGCAAGAUAUUCGUCGAGUUUGAGGAGCCAUUCUGGCACGAUAAUUGGCUAGGCUUUAAUGCGGUGUGGCGCAGCGAGGAUAUUAAUCAGACGCAACUGGAAUGGGUGCCAGACAUCUAUGGAUUUUAUGUGUAUGCCUAUCAGCCGCGAGUGCUAAUGGGUUGGGCGGCCGGCUCCUACACCGAACAGAUUGAGAGCAUCGAUAGCAAAGUGCUUGCCCAGGGCGUGAUGUAUAUGCUGAAGCUGUUUCUGCCCCAAGUUCAGAUACCGCAACCGAAGCGAGUGCUGAGCACCAAGUGGAGCUCGGAUCCGGCUCAUCUGGGCGCCUACUCCUAUCCCACGCUGCUAACCCAGAACUAUAAUACCGGACCCGAGCAGCUCGCCCAGCCGGUUUAUAUGUUCGCCUUCGAGCGAAAUAAAGCUACCCUACCCUGGAAUCAUAUGCCGAUUCUGGUGCGACCCAUUAUAUUAUUUGCUGGUGAGGCAACCAGCUCCAAUUAUUACUCAACGGUUCACGGCGCCGUGGAGUCGGGCAUCCGCGAAGCUCGACGCCUGACUGGCUUCUACCAGAACUAGUUGCUGUGGGUGGAGGCCAACACUUGACUCUUUUAACUGAAUGUAUGUAUUUGGUUUUUAAAAAUGAUAAGCUUCUUUCUUUACUGCUCCCUGAUGAUCUGAGGCUUAAAGUCCAGCUCGGAGGCACGUUGCAUUGAUUCGGCAUAGAGUGGCAGUCGCUGCGUCAUGCGGAAACCCCAGAAGUCCUUGACCUGGCGGCACAAAUUGAGAUCCAGCUCUACGACCAGCAGACCAUCGUUGCAGCGGGAUAAGCUCUGCGGAGAAAUGGGUUUGGAUUGAAUAUGAGAAAUAAUAGUUACUUUCGACGAAGAUUAAGUUCCCUUGCAUAAAAGAAUUGCAAUGGCAUCUUUAAUCUAAUAAAUGUUUUCUUAUAAUUCUCUU